This is a messenger RNA of Aegilops tauschii subsp. strangulata, 2313 nucleotides long. NCBI's taxonomy places the organism in Eukaryota, Viridiplantae, Streptophyta, Magnoliopsida, Poales, Poaceae. The record is from RefSeq and is a predicted model, not a curated record.
AUGUCGUCAAUUAAUGCAAGCAUCUUCCUGCUGUCUGCUAGUAAAAUGUUACAAAAUGUUGCUGUGGAGCCAUCAAUUUUCCUUGAUGAUGAUAUGCAAAAUGUUGCGCAUGAAGAAGAAGAUGAUGGAAUUGAUUUGAAUGGUACUCCGGGAAAUGAUAGUGACGAUUCGUUGCAUCUGAACACGGAUGGUGUAGCUCCAAAUCAUGGCAAUGCCCGUGUGGCUAGUGACAAUGCCAAUGGAAAUGCUGCAACACUUGUUGACGAACCAGAUAAAGAAAUAUCAUCACAGCCAGUUGUCCCUUUUCUUGGAAUGGUUUUUGACAAUGUUGAAGAAGCUCAGCGUGUUUACAAUGAAUAUGCCUCGAAGAUGGGCUUUGGAACUCGCAUUAAUGUUGGUGGUAGCAUUUCUGACGGGGCUGCAACAAAUCAGUGUGAAGAUGUUGAUAUGAGCUAUUCCAGUAACAAAAAAUCUGCAAGCAAACAAGCCGGCAUCUAUAUGGAUGUGAGCGACAAGAGGAUAAGAAACCGGUUGGAGCGAGCAAAGCUGCGAAGGGGCCUGUCAGAGCGUGAUUUGGAGCUGACAAUCGAGUACUUUGAGAGAAGACAAGUGGAGAAUCCCAACUUCUUUUUCUCGAAGCUAGAAGAAGAUGGAGCUGUUAGGGCGCUUUUCUGGGUUGAUGGGAGAACAAGGGCCUUGUAUCCAAAGUACAAAGAUUGUGUGUUUUUCGACACCACAUUCUGCACGAAUCGCUACAACUUGCCCUUUGCUCCGAUUGUUGGGAUUAACAACCACACACAUACUGUUUGCUUGGGGUGCGCUUUGUUGCCUGAUGAGACCAUCGAAACUUUCAAGUGGGUCUUCGAGCAAUGGAUGUUGGCAAUGAAUAACGAGCAUCCGUUGAACAUUAUGACUGAUCAAGACCAGGCAAUGGCUAAAGCCAUCUCAAUGGUAUUUCCAGAUUCAACACACAGAUGUUGCAAGUGGCACGUCUUCCGGGUUGCAAGGACGAAACUAGGGAAGAUGCUGGGCAAGGAUGAGCCUUUUGCUGAAGCAUUCUAUGGUUGCAUCAAUGAUUCAGAUACCGUUGAGGAGUUUGAAGAACGGUGGAAGCAGAUGGUUGAGUCAUUUGGUGUGGCUGAUAAGAAACACCUCAAGAACAUGUGGGACAGCAGGGAGAUGUGGGCUCCUGUGUACUUUAGGAAUAAGUUCUUCCCAUUCACAGGAACAACCGGGCGGUCCGAGGGCCUGAAUUCCUACUUCAAGACUUUAAAUCAUCAUGGAGACUCGGUUUGGACAUUUGUCCAGCAGUUUGAGCUUUGCCAGGAGCUAAUGCUUGAUCGUGAAGACAAUGCUGGCUUCAUCAAUGAAGCGACGAGGCCGCCACUCUCGGGAAAUUACAACAUUGAAAAGCAAGCUGCAGAUUUCUAUACUAGAGAGGUAUUUUCCAAGUUUCAAAAAAUGUUGGCUAAAUCAACAGGCUAUGGUCUGCAAUAUCAGCUGCAAGGGUUACACGGUGUCGUCUGGUUUCGCAUUGUUGCAAAUUAUGGCGUCAACCCUAAAGUGUACACGGUGCGUGUUGCCCCUAAAGAUCAGACAUACAUGUGCACCUGCAACAUGUUUGAGAUGUGUGGGCUGAUCUGCCCACAUAUCAUCCGUGUCAUGGUGCACCUGAACGUGCAAACGAUACCUGCGACUUACAUGCUUCCAAGAUGGUCUAAGAGAGCAACCGACCUUGCGCCUGAACCGGGCGAUGGGCAUAGAGCUAUGCAUUUCGGCGUCCCCACGACAAACACCCUAAAGUUUAACUCUCUAUGCCGGAAGUUUGGGAAACUCGCUUCUGAUGCAUGCUUCAAUGAUGAAGCUUAUAGUUUUGUCUCUGGGCUAAUUGAUCAGGGUAGUGUUGGGGUUGCUGCAAUAAAAGUUAGAGCAACUGAUGGGGUUGCAGGAGACGAAGAAGCCCAAGGUCAUGCAGAAAAUGCACAAGUCUCAGGGGGUCCAAGUAUAGGUCGGCGGGAUCCACCCCCCGUAGGACUGCGGAACCCACCAAAGUCAGCAAAGAAAGGGAGGCCAAAAGAGAAAGAGAAGCGCAGGAAGCCACUAAUUGAGAUUCGAGAAGAUGAAAUGAAGAAGAAAGCAAAGAAGGACGCAGCGAAAACGAAGAAAGCUCCAAAGCCAAGGGAAAAGAAGACUACAUGCAAAUAUUGUGAAUAUGAAGAUCACAACAUGAAGGAUUGCCAACUCCUUGCAGCUUUUCUUGCUGCGAGUGUGAGCGUGAAAGCUCCGGGCGUCGAAACAAUCCUUACACUUUAG